This is a messenger RNA of Aspergillus chevalieri, 963 nucleotides long. RefSeq names its product flavin-containing monooxygenase. Gene Ontology annotation, molecular function: N,N-dimethylaniline monooxygenase activity; NADP binding; flavin adenine dinucleotide binding. Lineage: Eukaryota; Fungi; Ascomycota; Eurotiomycetes; Eurotiales; Aspergillaceae. The transcript has 2 exons. The record is from RefSeq and is a predicted model, not a curated record. Bases 1 to 963 code for a protein of 320 amino acids.
AUGGAUGACUAUGUCGAUCUGGCCAUUUACGAGAAGAACGCCGACGUCGGAGGGACAUGGUUUGAGAAUCGGUAUCCGGGACUUGCAUGUGAUUCCCCCGCGCACAUCUAUACGUUCCCGUUUGAGCCCAAUCCCGAUUGGAGUGCUCUCUAUGCCUCCGGCCCCGAGACCUGGCAGUACAUUCGCCGGACGACGACAAAAUACAACCUUGAUGAGCAUGUGCGGUUUAACUCAACCGUCACAUCGACCAUCUGGGAUGACAACACCAGUCGCUGGAAGAUCAAAGUUCAAUCAUCAGAAGGUAUAGUGGCAGAGGAUACAGCAGACAUACUCAUCAAUGGCUCCGGGAUUUUGAACCGCUGGCGAUGGCCGGACAUUUCGGGCCUACAUUCGUUUAAGGGAACCCUCGUUCACAGUGCAAGAUGGGAUACCAAUCUCGACUGGACUGGAAAGCGAGUCGCCGUCAUUGGCAAUGGAUCGUCUGCCAUCCAAAUCUUGCCACAGAUGCAGCGUACAGCCAAGCACAUUGUGACUUAUAUCCGCAGCCCAACGUGGAUUUCUCCCGGCCUAGCGACGACGAAUCUGGAAUCGGAUGAUGGGCAGAACGUUACGUACACCGAGGAAGAGAAGAAGCGGCUUCGAGAAAACCCCGACGAAUUACGUACGCUGCGCAAGACACUUGAGCACGAACUCAAUAGUUUCUUUGGUAACGUUAUUCUCAACGACGGUCCUCAACAGGCAGUUGCGCAAGCGGCUUUCACGGCAGAGAUGAAGAGACGACUUGGAGGUGACAAGAAUGCGCACUUGCUUGAGAAACUAAUUCCAGAGUGGACUGUCGGUUGUCGUCGAUUGACUCCUGGCGACGGCUACCUGGAGGCUCUUACGGAGCCCAAUGUGACGAUUGAGAUGAGUCCAAUUCAAAGGAUCACGGACAAGGGAAUUGUCAGCGGAAGCUUCUUCUGA